AUGAGAACCCUCAAGGAAUCGCAAUCGACGGGGUCUCCAAGCGGGGGGGAGGAGGCCGCGAUCGCACGGGAUGGGGGUUGUGGGGAAGCCUCAACCCCCUCGCCGGCGUCGUCAUGCGAGGAUGCCCCACAAACCCCCAUUAAGCCGCCGGAACUCGCAUCGGGCGGUGUGAAAGACGAGCAUCUGACGUUUUUUACCGAAGGCGAGGCUUCCUGCGAGGCUGCGAGCGCCUCGUCAAGGACGAUUUCCUCCUCCCAUACGGUGGAUCUCCGGUCGUUGGCGGGAAACACCGCGGCGGAAUCGCCCGGGGCGGAGCGAAGUCGAACCCUCCACGAAAUCAGCCGCGCAUCGGAAGUUACCAAAAGUCGCACGGAUUGUUCGGUGGUGAUCCAUAGCCGGAAAUCAAAUCGAUCGCUUGAUCGUAGCAUCGAUGGCGAGUUCAGCGAUGCGGAAGAAAGCAAACUCAUAGCGCUCCUUCAGAAUCAGCUGAGGAAUACCGUAGAGCUGCCAUCUCGUCGCUUGUACGCGCGUUCGCCGCUCCGAUCGGACGGGUUUUCGACGGAGCACCCCAUCGCGAGGGCGUCUUUUUCCUCUCCAAUGCCUUUUGAGAAGGCGGGAGAGGAGGGGGGUGCGGCCGGAUUCCUUGGCUCUUGUGCGUCUAAACAGCCCCUUUGCAGGGAAACCCUGCGGGAUAGGCGAAGCCCCUUGAGGAAUGAAAGGCCUGGGAUUAAAGUGAAGCCGCUUGAUCCACGUAACUAUGCGGAAUGGGAUCUGAAACUUGCGGAAGGCGACGCGCCCGCAGCAAUGAGGAAUUCCCCCAAAAUGGUCUUUUCUCCCCUUUCAAUUGACAAAACUUCAUCGGACGUUAACAACCACGAUCCGGCACCAGAUUCGACCUCCUCGGCGAGCAAAAAGCCGACCACAACGCCUGAAAAUGUCAUUAACCACCGCCGCGCGCGCCGAAAAAGUGCGCUGCCUCUCUUUCCGCCUUCUCCAGGGCCAUCCAGGUCGAGAACAACGACCGAUGCGAAAAAUGAAAAAAACAACGCUGCGAUUUCCUCCCUCGACGACAAUAAUUCCUCCUGUCGGGAUUCUUAUCAAGCGGCUUCUUCGUUCGUCAGCGUCGCGGCUGGUGCCUCUGACGACCCUUACUUCUCCCACGAAAAGUCGGUUUAUGUCGAGAAAAAAGCGCCGAAUCGGUGGUCGAACGCGCCUCUGACGUCUGAGGUCGUCGCGUCUUUUGAACGAAUCCCCGCGCUGCGUUCACCUCGCCUGGCUCCCUUGAACAUUCGCGGCUUGAUGAAUUCCCACAGUUCCUUCAUGACGUCUUCGAAUAAAUCUCUCGAGGGUCGAACGACCGGCUACGAUACCGCUUCUGCACAGCUCGCUGAAACGGACGCCUCCUCGUAUAAUGAACUCGAUUUAAUGCAAGAUACGAGUACGGGAAGCGCCUGA
Phytomonas sp. EM1 is the source of this 1455-nucleotide messenger RNA. NCBI's taxonomy places the organism in Eukaryota, Euglenozoa, Kinetoplastea, Trypanosomatida, Trypanosomatidae. The record is from the annotation of a GenBank genome assembly.